AGGUCAUAUGAAUAGCUACCUUUUGUAAGUUUAUUGUUGAUUUUAAUAAGUGGUUGGAAAAAUGAAGAUUUUAGUCAAGCUAAUUCUUAUUUGAAAAAGUACUCAUUCAAUCUCUUAUUAAUUUUAGAAUUGAUUAAACAAUUAAAAGAAAAAAUAAACCACCUCAAAUAAACAAGCCUUAAGAUUAAGGAUAAACAAAUAAUAAUGUGAAUGUUAAUUUAGAAAAAAAAAUGGAUGAUUAAUAAGUAUGAUUAUUAGUUCUUAGAUUUAAUAAGGUUGAAAGAAGAAAUUAUAAUCAAGGUAACUAUCGUAGAUAUAAUAAUUCUUCAUAUAGAAGAUAUGAUAGAAGAGAUGAACGUGAUUAUGAUAGAAGUUAAAGAAAUGAUAGGAGUGAAAGAAAUGAUAAAAGUGAAAGAAAUGAUAGAAGCGAGAGAAAUGAUAAGAAUGAAAGAAAUGAUAAAAAUGAUAAGAAUGAUAAAAAUGAAAGAAAUGAUAAGAAUGAUAAAAAUGAUAGAAAUGACAGAAAUGAUAGAUAUGAUAGGAAUGAGAAAAACAAUAGUUUUAAUAGAGAUAAAUAUAGAAAUAGAUUCAAUGAUAAAGAUAGAAAUAAUAAAGACAGAGAUCAAAAAGGAGAUGAAAGAAGUAAAAUAUUUAACAAGACUAUAAGAUUAAAGAAAUUAUCCAUAUCAUUCUAAAUGGGCUCAUGAUUGGUUUGAAAAAGAUAAAGAUUAAAGUCCUAAUAAUAAUAAUAAUGUAUAAUUUAUAUUAACUACUUUUUAGCAAGUUAAACCAAGAGGAUCCCCAAUAUACAAAUGAAUAAGAUAAAUAUGC
Paramecium primaurelia is the source of this 831-nucleotide messenger RNA. NCBI's taxonomy places the organism in Eukaryota, Ciliophora, Oligohymenophorea, Peniculida, Parameciidae. The record is from the annotation of a GenBank genome assembly.